This is a messenger RNA of Racocetra fulgida, 1317 nucleotides long. NCBI's taxonomy places the organism in Eukaryota, Fungi, Glomeromycota, Glomeromycetes, Diversisporales, Gigasporaceae. The record is from the annotation of a GenBank genome assembly.
AUGAUAGCAUCAAUUUCUUCCAAAUUCUCAGAAAAUAAUUCAACUGAUGUUUCGGACUCGUCUGUAAUAAUGCAACAAAAUCGGCAAUCCCCAAAACAGUCACGAACACACCCUGACACCUCGUCGGAUUCUGGUUCUCAGCAAGGUGUGAGGAGAUCUCGGAGGACGUCAUUACGUGAAAAACAGACCAAUUACACAGAGGCGACUAGUUCUUCAUCUUCAGAAUCAGAGGUUAAAUUAGGUGUGAGAAGGCGGCGAUUAAGUUCACAUAAAUCCGGAGAGGAUUCAGUCUCAUCUUCAAAUUCUGACUUGGAAUCUCGGCCAAUAGUUAAGAGAGUUCGUUCUUCUCGCGACUCUCAAUCUCCAAAAAAGUCAAGUAGUUCUUCACUUUCUGAAAUUUCAGAAAAUUAUUUGUCUUCUGCUCCGGACACUGAAAGUGAGACACAAGAACCACCAUCACCUCCCGAAACACCUAGUCUACCACUUCAAAAACGCCAUUCAUCUCAAUCAGAAUCAUCAGAUGAUACGUCUGAAGACACUGAUAGAACAUCGGAACCUCCAUCGCCUCCAGGAACACCAGUACCUUAUGAUCCAUGUAAAAUCUGUGGUGGAUUUGAUGAUCCAUUAGAUUCACAAUAUCCGCUUCUAAUUGCUAUGGAAUAUCCAACCGUAAACCAAUGGGAAGAAGCUGGCGCUGUGACCCAUGUCUUAAUGGAAGAGUUCGCAGAGCAAUUAAAUCGUCCAGAGGGUGUAAAUAACGCGAUGAAAAGAACUAACGGGAAUAACUGGGUUCACGUUUUAUGUGCUACAUUUAUUCCUGAAAUUUCAUUCUAUGACGCAGAAAAUGUCUUCUUAGUCAUGGACAUUGAAGACAUUCGUGAUGAGAGGUUUGAAUUAAAAUCCCCAAAACUAGACUUUCCACAACAAGGAUUGUCUCAAAAAUUAUCGCCAUUCAGGCUCAAAUCCGAAGAAUCUCAAGAUGAUAUGAAACAGUCUAUAUUUGAUGAUAUUUCUCAACAUGAAAUGGUGUCUAGAGUUUUUUGUCGUGAUCAUACUGAUUUACCUGAAAACUUCGUAAAAUUAAAUAUUCGCGACUCACAUUCUCAUCAGACACGAUAUACGCUAACAAUUCCAGACCAUAUUCGAGCUGCAAUGAAUGCGCAGGAAGCAUGGUACGAACAAGAUACAACAGAUGAAGAGGAUGAGGAGAGCAUUGCUCACGCUGUCCAGUCACACGCACAAUCAAAUGGUGGCCUGCAAAGUGGCCUUAUUUGCCAAGAUCUUCAAGAUUCUCUGUACGAGACGUCAGUGUUGUAA